Dentiscutata erythropus is the source of this 993-nucleotide messenger RNA. NCBI's taxonomy places the organism in Eukaryota, Fungi, Glomeromycota, Glomeromycetes, Diversisporales, Gigasporaceae. The record is from the annotation of a GenBank genome assembly.
AUGCCUCGUAAAAUUGAUGUUCCUUCUUUCGAUAUUCAAAUAAUAUCUAGUGGAUAUUUAGUGAAUAUCUAUCAUAAUUCAAAUCCUUUGAAUAAACAAAAACCACCAUCACCGUUACCAAUAUCACCUCGUCAUGAAACGUUAACAUAUACACAUUUACAAAAAAGACAAAGUCUUCCACAUAUGAUGACACCUUCUCAAUCACAAAUUCAUCGUGGACAAGACCAUCAUCUUCCACCAUUUCUUUCACCACCACUUUCACAUGCAUCUCAACCUAUGCUACAAACUCCGAUAUCUGCAUCAAUGAAUUUACCAUCACAACCUUCAAUGAUGCAUCAUCAACAAACAAGAGAAAAUAUAAAUUCAGGUUUUGAAGAACUUAAAAGUAUAGUACCAAGUUGUCGUGGAUGUGCUGAUUCAAAAGCUAUUAUACUAAGAAAAGCACUCGAAGCACAGAUACAGAAAUUAAAGCAAUCUAAUAGUGGUUCAACAACUCCAAAUACUUCAUCAGUUACGACACCUCCUUUAGUAUCACCUGUAAUGUCGGUGAAGUCCAUUCCUUCAGGUCAUAUACAUAUGCAUGGAGGUGUAAAUGGUAAUUCUAUGUAUGCAAUAAAUGAUUUUAAUCAUCAAAGAAUUGGUGAUGAAAAAAAAUUACAACAACAAUUAGAGCAACAAAAAUUUAUGGGUCAAUGGCAAACUAAUCGAUUAAAUCAAAAUUAUUUAAAUCUUUCUUAUCCAAUACCUCGUCAUCAUUCUCAAUAUCAUUAUCAUGAUCAACAACAAUUAAAAACUGAAAAUAUGGAUUGGAUUUCUGGUGGUGAUAAAAAUCUUCAUUAUAAUAAUUAUGAAAGUAAGAUACAUCAUCAACAAUCUUAUCAUCGAAGGUAUCAUCCUUAUCAUUCUGAUAUGAAUACUUCAAGAGCAAGUCCACCACAUUCUAUGGGAAGGGUAAUGCUAAAACACGAAAUACAUGAUCAGACUUAUAAAUAA